AUGGUGAAUCCAACCAAAGGAACAUCCCUGUUUCGGGAGCACCUGCCCGAUCUUUCUCAAGACAGGUUCACGGUGAUGAAGAACCAAAAUGCUCACGAGUACGUGAAAGCCUUCAAGGAUAGCGCAGCGCCACCUUGGUUGCAUGCACUUUACGUCCAUUGGCGUAGCCUUCUCGCUGAGCCCUAUAAAGGAGUCACGAAUGACGGGAAUAUUAGACCUGGCCUCUUCAGCCUCGAGGAUCAAGGUAUACCUAUCGAAGAUAUCGUGAAGGCUGCUGAGGCGGCGUUGUCCAAAAUGAACCAUGCACAGAGAGAAAGAACGGUGUACCAUAUUGAUUCUCCGGAAUGGCGAACCUGGUCUAAUCCUGAGUUCUUGUUAAGUGACAAGGGUGUAAGGUUAGAUGAGGUGAGUGAUGAACUGCGCUCUGCUGUGUUGAAUGUUUUGAGGGCCAGUCUGUCUCCUGAGGGAUAUGCAAAGGCAGUUGCAGCCAUGCGAAUCAACGGAUUCCUGGGAGACCUAGUAGAGUCUCCUGCUAUCAUGAAUGAAUUCUCUUACAACUUUGUUCUGUUUGGAGAAAGACCUUCAAUUACAGAACCCUGGGGAUUUUCGUUCUACGGCCACCAUCUGUGUCUGAAUGCCUUCUUUUAUAGGAGGCAGAUGGUCCUCUCACCAUGGUUCACAGGCGCUGAGCCCAACAUUAUUGAUGAUGGAAAGUACAGCGGAACACAAAUAUUGCAGGUCGAAGAGAAACUUGGGCUGCAGCUAAUGCAGGACCUCCCUUCUGAAAUUCAGUCACGGGCUCAGAUUUACAAACACAUGAAAGAUGAUUCCAUGCCUCUUGGGCGAUGGAACCAUGAUGAUCAGAGGCAUCUUUGUGGAGCGUAUCGCGACAACAGGGUGGUCCCAUACGAGGGCGUUGUCGUUACUGAAUUUAAUGCUGAGCAACUGGAACUCGUGAUAGGAAUUGUCAACGAAUACAUUCUCUAUCUUCCAGCUUCGGCUCGCAAGGUUCGACUCGAGGAAGUGAAGAAGUGGUUCCAUGAGACCUACUUUUGUUGGAUCGGUGGAUACACAGAUUCCGAUCCAUUCUACUAUCGUCUCCAGAGCCCAGUCAUCAUUAUUGAGUUUGACCAUCAUUCUGGGGUUUUCUUGGCGAACAAGGAACCAGCCAAGUUUCAUAUUCACACUCUGCUGAGGACACCCAAUGCUGGAGACUACGGUGUAGCCUUGAGAAAGCUGAUACCGGGCAAAGAGCAGAAAUUUCUAUGGCAGGCUAGCAUCUAG
This is a messenger RNA of Clonostachys rhizophaga, 1284 nucleotides long. The record is from the annotation of a GenBank genome assembly. Lineage: Eukaryota; Fungi; Ascomycota; Sordariomycetes; Hypocreales; Bionectriaceae.